Gorilla gorilla gorilla (western lowland gorilla) is the source of this 2259-nucleotide messenger RNA. Its product is annotated as low-density lipoprotein receptor-related protein 5. Gene Ontology annotation, biological process: nervous system development. The record is from RefSeq and is a predicted model, not a curated record. Lineage: Eukaryota; Metazoa; Chordata; Mammalia; Primates; Hominidae.
GCGCGGCGCCGGCCCGUCCGGCCGCUGGACAACGUGGAGGCUGCACUGCCCGGGCCGCCGUGGCCGCUGCUGCUGGCGCGGUACGGCUGCCCGGCCCCCGCCGCAGCCCCACUGCUUCUGCUGUUUGCCAGCCACCGGGAUGUAUGGCUGGUGCAUGCUGGCAGAGUCAAGCUGGAGUCCACCAUCAUGGUCAGCGGCCUGGAGAAUGCGGCCACAGUGGACUUCCAGUUCCCCAAGGGAGCCGUGUACUGGACAGACGUGAGCGAGGAGGCCAUCAAGCAGACCUACCUGAACCAGAGGGGGGCUGCUGUGCCGAAUGUGGUCAUCUCUGGCCUGGUCUCACCCGAUGGCCUGGCCUGUGACUGAGUGGGCAAGAAGCUGUACUAAAUGGACUUGGAGACCAACCUUGGAGGUGCCAUUAAGGUGGCCAACCUCAAUGGCAAGUCCCGGAAGGUCCUCUUCUGACAGGACCUUGACCAGCAUGCCAUCACCUUGGACCCCGCUCACAGGUACAUGUACUGGGCAGAUUGGGGUGAGACGCCCUGGAUCGAGCAGGUGGGGAUGGACGACAGCACCCAGAAGAUCAUUGUGGACUUGGACAUUUACUGGCCCAAUGGGCUGACCAUCGACCUGGGGGAGAAGAAGCUCUACUGGGCUGACACCAAGCUCGGCUUCAUCCACCGUGCCAACCUGGACGGCUCGUUCCGACAGAAAGGUGGUGAAGGCAGCCUGACGCACCCGUUCACCCUGACACUCUCCGGGGACACUCUGUACUGGAUGGACUGGCUGACGUGCUCCAUCCAUGCCUGCAACAAGCACACUGCGGGGAAGAGGAAUGAGAUCCUGAGCGCCCUCUACUGCAUGGACAUCCAGGUGCUGAGCCAGGAGCGGUAGCCUUUCUUCCACACUCGCUGUGAGGAGGACAAUGGUGGCUGCUCCCCCCUGUGUCUGCUGUCCCUAAGGGAGGCUUUCUACAUGUGCGCCUGCCCCACGGGUUUGCAGCUGCAGGACAACGGCAGGGCAUGUGAGGCCAGAGCUGAGGAGGUACUGCUGCUGGCCCAGUAGACAGACCAAUGGAGGAUCUCGCUGGACACACCGGACUUCACCGACAUCGUGCUGCAGGUGGACGACGUCCAGCAUGCCAUCGCCAUGAACUAUGACCCAAUGGAGGGCCACGUCUACUGUACGGAUGACGAGGUGUGGGCCAUCCGCAGGGCAUACCUGGAUGGGUCUGGGGCGCAGACGCUGAUCAACACCAAGAUCAACGACCCCGAUGGCAUCGCAGUCAACUGGGUGGCCCGAAGCCUCUACUGGACCCACAUGGGCACAGAACACAUCGAGGUGACGCGCCUCAACGGCUCCUCCCACAAGAUCCUGGUGUCAGAGGACAUGGACGAGCCCCGUGCCAUUGCACUGCAUCCCAAGGGCCUCAUGUACUGGAUAGACUGGGGAGAGAACCCUGAAAUCAAGCGUGCCAACCUGGACAGGCAGGAGCUGCGUGUGCUGGUCAGUGCUUCCCUCGGGUGGCCCAACGGCCUGGCCCUGGACCUGCAGGAAGGGAAGCUCUACUGGGGAGAUGCCAAGACAGACAAGAUCGAGGUGAUCAGUGUCGAUGAGAUGAAGAGGCAGACCCUCCUGAAGGACAAGCUCCCACACAUUUUCAGGUUCACCCUGCUGGGGGACUUCAUCUACUGGACCGACUGGCAGCGCCACAGCAUCACGCGGGUACACAAGGUCAAGGCCAACCGGGACGUCAUCAUUGACCAGCUGCCCGACCUGAUGGGGCUCAAAGCUGUGAACGUGGACAAGCUCAUCGGAACCAACCCGCAUGCGGACAGGAAUGCGUGCAGCCACCUGUGCUUCUUCACGCCCCACACAACCCGGUUUGGCUGCCCCAUCUAGGGCCUGGAACUGCUGAGUGACAUGAAGACCUGCAUCAUGCCCAAGGCCUUCUUGGUCUUCACCAGCAGAGCCGCCAUCCACAGGAUCUCCCUCGAGACCAACAACAACGAUGUGGGUCCUGCUCUCGGCGUCAGGGAGGCCUCGGCCCUGGACUUUGAUGUGUCCAGCAACCACAUCUACUGGACAGACAUCAGCCUGAAGGUAGCGUGGGCCCGAACAUGCACAUGUGCAGCCUAUAUGGGAAAACCUUGCCUCUGUACCUGCCUCAGGUUUCAGACAUUUUUCUUAAAGCACUAUAAUAUUUAUUGUAACACAAUUCAAGCUAAUUAAAUAUGAGCAAGCCUAUUUAAACAAAAA